ACUCUGACAGCCAGCCCUGCCUCCCCUGCUGGGUGCUGCCUGGGCUGCAGCUGGGACCCUCCUGGGCUUGAUUUGAGAGCUGGAGCUUCCAGAGGAGGAGGCGGGGGUUGCUUUGAAUCAAGUGCACACUACCAGAAAUCCAUGUCCACGAAAGGACUCCUACUGUGGCCCCGGGUUCCUACUGCCCAGCUCUGGCUCUGGGACAUAAGAGGAUCAUUCUUGAGGACUGAGCUCAGGAUCCCUAAAAAGAAAGUUGGAAAAUAGCUCGAUGAACUUGAUCGUGAUGAGGACCUGAGCAUCUGCCUGCUGACAACCCCGGCCUAAAGUGACCAUGGCCCCCCGCAAGAGGAGCCGCCAUGGCCUGGGCUUCCUGUGCUGCUUUGGGGGCAAUGACCUCCCUGAGAUCAACCUCCGGGACAACCACCCUCUGCAGUACAUGGAGUUCAGCAGCCCCAUCCCCAACCCGGAAGAGCUUAAUGUCUGCUUCGCAGAGCUGGUGGAUGAAUUGGAUCUCACAGACAAAAACCGGGAGGCUGUGUUUGCACUGCCCCCUGAGAAGAAAUGGCAGAUCUACUGCAGCAAGAAGAAGGAGCAAGAGGACCCCAACAAACUGGCAACCAGCUGGCCUGACUAUUACAUCGAACGCAUCAACUCCAUGGCUGCGAUGCAGAGUCUGUAUGCGUUUGAUGAGGAGGAGACAGAGAUGAGGAACCAGAUCGUGGAAGACCUGAAGACGGCGCUGCGGACACAGCCCAUGAGGUUUGUGACCCGCUUCAUCGAGCUGGAGGGCUUGACCUGUCUGCUAAAUUUCCUCCGGAGUAUGGACCAUGCCACCUGUGAGAGCCGCAUCCACACCUCCCUCAUCGGCUGCAUCAAGGCACUGAUGAACAACUCCCAGGGGCGAGCUCAUGUGCUGGCCCAGCCCGAGGCCAUCAGCACCAUUGCCCAGAGUCUGCGCACAGAGAACAGCAAGACCAAGGUGGCCGUGCUGGAGAUCCUGGGCGCUGUGUGCCUCGUCCCUGGAGGCCACAAGAAGGUGCUGCAGGCCAUGCUACACUACCAGGUGUACGCAGCAGAGAGGACGCGCUUCCAGACUCUGCUGAAUGAGCUAGAUCGAAGUUUGGGCCGGUACCGGGAUGAAGUGAAUCUGAAAACAGCCAUCAUGUCCUUUAUCAACGCUGUCCUCAAUGCUGGAGCCGGAGAGGAUAAUCUGGAGUUUCGUCUACAUCUACGGUAUGAAUUCCUGAUGCUGGGGAUACAGCCUGUGAUCGAUAAGCUCCGACAACACGAGAACGCCAUCCUGGACAAGCAUUUAGACUUCUUUGAGAUGGUCCGGAACGAGGACGACCUGGAGCUAGCCCGGAGGUUCGACAUGGUGCACAUCGACACCAAGAGUGCUUCCCAGAUGUUCGAUCUGAUCCACAAGAAGCUGAAGCACACUGAGGCCUACCCAUGCCUGCUGUCUGUCCUGCACCACUGCCUGCAGAUGCCCUACAAGCGUAACGGAGGCUACUUCCAGCAGUGGCAGCUCCUGGAUCGGAUCCUCCAGCAGAUUGUCCUCCAGGAUGAGCGAGGUGUAGACCCUGACCUGGCUCCACUGGAGAACUUCAAUGUCAAGAACAUCGUUAACAUGCUCAUCAAUGAGAAUGAGGUGAAACAGUGGCGUGACCAGGCUGAGAAGUUCCGGAAAGAACACAUGGAGCUUGUGAGUCGGCUGGAGAGAAAGGAGAGGGAGUGUGAGACCAAGACGCUGGAGAAGGAAGAGAUGAUGCGGACGCUGAACAAGAUGAAGGACAAGCUGGCCCGAGAGUCCCAGGAGCUGCGUCAGGCUAAGGGACAAGUGGCAGAGCUGGUCGCCCAACUCAGUGAGAUCUCGACGGGCCCUGUAUCUUCCCCCCCUCCCCCUGGAGGUCCACUUCCCUUGUCUUCGUCGGUGACAACCAACGACCUGCCUCCACCCCCACCUCCUCUCCCCUUUUCCUGUUGCCCCCCACCUCCACCCCCACCCCCACCACCUGGAGGGCCUCCCACACCCCCCGGCGCCCCACCUUGCUUCAGCAUGGGCCUCCCCCUCCCUCAGGACCCCUUCCCCAGCAGUGAUGUCCCACUCAGGAAAAAGCGUGUCCCCCAACCUUCCCACCCACUGAAGUCCUUCAACUGGGUCAAGCUGAAUGAGGAGCGUGUCCCUGGCACCAUAUGGAAUGAGAUUGAUGACAUGCAGGUAUUUCAGAUUCUGGACCUAGAGGAUUUUGAAAAAAUGUUUUCCGCCUAUCAGAGGCACCAGGAGCUGAUAACUAAUCCUCCUCAGCAGUAUCCCCAGGUUGGUAGGAGGGUGGCUCCUGGCGGGUGGUCAAGAAGACGACUGGGGAAGGCAUACAUCUCAAUGCUUCCCCUGGACUCAUUGCAGAAGGAGUUGGGCUCCACAGAGGACAUCUACCUGGCCUCCCGCAAGGUCAAAGAGCUGUCAGUCAUUGAUGGCCGGAGGGCGCAGAACUGUAUCAUUCUUCUCUCCAAGUUGAAGCUUUCUAACGAGGAGAUCCGGCAGGCCAUUUUGAAGAUGGAUGAGCAGGAGGACCUUGCUAAGGACAUGCUGGAGCAGCUCCUCAAGUUCAUCCCGGAGAAGAGUGACGUUGACCUCCUGGAGGAGCACAAACACGAGCUGGAGCGCAUGGCCCGCGCCGACCGCUUCCUCUAUGAGAUGAGCAGGAUCGACCACUACCAGCAGCGACUGCAGGCCCUCUUCUUUAAGAAGAAGUUCCAGGACCGACUGACUGAGGCCAAGCCCAAAGUUGAAGCCAUCCUGCUGGCCUCCCGGGAGCUGACUCGCAGCAAGCGUCUGAAGCAGAUGUUAGAGGUUGUCCUGGCCAUUGGCAACUUCAUGAACAAGGGGCAGCGCGGGGGCGCCUAUGGGUUUCGGGUGGCCAGCCUCAACAAGAUUGCUGACACCAAGUCCAGCAUUGACAGAAACAUCUCUCUGCUCCAUUACCUGAUCAUGAUUCUGGAGAAGCAUUUCCCUGACAUCCUAAACAUGCCUUCGGAACUGCAGCAUCUUCCAGAAGCCGCCAAAGUCAACCUGGCGGAGCUGGAGAAGGAGGUUAGCAACCUGAGGAGGGGCCUGAGAGCUGUCGAGGUGGAGCUGGAGUAUCAGAGACGCCAGGUGCGGGAGCCCAAUGACAAGUUUGUCCCAGUCAUGAGCGACUUCAUCACAGUAUCCAGCUUCAGCUUCUCAGAGCUGGAAGACCAACUGAAUGAAGCCAGGGACAAGUUUGCCAAGGCACUGAUGCACUUCGGGGAACAUGACAGCAAGAUGCAGCCCGACGAGUUCUUUGGCAUCUUUGACACCUUCCUGCAGUCCUUCUCAGAGGCCCGGCAGGACUUGGAGGCCAUGAGGAGGAGGAAAGAGGAGGAGGAACGGCGGGCACGCAUGGAAGCCAUGCUGAAGGAGCAGCGGGAGCGGGAGCGGUGGCAACGGCAGCGGAAGGUCCUGGCGAGCAGCACCCUGGAGGAGGGAGGAGAGUUCGACGACCUGGUGUCGGCCCUGCGCUCUGGAGAGGUGUUCGACAAGGACUUGAGCAAGCUCAAGCGCAGCCGCAAGCGUUCAGGGAGCCAGGCCCCAGAAGCCACCCGUGAAAGGGCCAUUAACAGGCUAAAUUACUGACCUGGGGAAUGGCCAUGUGGGCAGCCAGGAGACAGGGACAGCUGAGAGGGGCUGAGUGGAGGAGGAGGAAUUCGAGCCCCAGGCUGGGCCCUGGGUAAGGCUGGGUGGGGUUGGUCCAGGUGUCUCCUCACACUUACCUUAAGGGACUCUGCUCACCUCCUCCACAUUGAUCGUUCUGAUCCUAGCUCCUGGGGGGAGCCUCUGGGGUUGGCUUGGAUAUCCCUGGCAGGUCCUGGCCAGGCAAUCUCAGACUGAGGGGCCCUGUUCCUGCUCCCCGCCCUGGGCAAACCCACGUUAGCACAGAACUGUUCCAAGUCUAGACUGGAGAGGUCCAUGGACCUUGUCCCAAUCUGAUCUCCUGUGCAGUGGGGAGUAAUGGUGGUUGGGCCUCUGAAAGCCAGGGGGAGGGAAUCCAGGCUUCUAUCGCUGAAGAGGAGGCUCAGUGGAACAUGAAUCUGGGAGCAAACUUUUUUCUUGGCUGGAAACCGAAGAGGCCUUAUAUAAGAUGAAGGUGAUGUACGGACCAAAGUCAGCAGGACAGAGUAGCAGUGCCUGUUUCCCACAGUGUCAGUCCUUUGGUCCCUCUCCCUUCCCUAUCCCCAUGUCCAUCCUAUCUACUAAUCUGCAAUCCAGCAAAUGUACCCCGGGGUUCCCAGGACUAUGACUCACUACGAGGUGCUUGACAAGUCUGGUGAGGGAGGGAGUAAAAGAUGACUUCAUGUGUCCUCACACUUCAUGUCUUGGGCAAGGGAUCCUGUGACAACUCCCUAUUGUCCUGAAGUGAGGGUGACCGCACAUGUUGCUAGAGUUCCUGGGAGCCCCUCACCAGAGGGUGACACUUGAAAGCCUAGUUCCAUGUAACAGUUCCCUGGGCUCCACACCUUUUGAACACCUACCUGCCCCAGGGCAGAAGUCACAGAGGCCUCCCGCCUGUCCAGGCUGCAGAUUUCUUGGAACCAUGAAAAGUUGGCUGAGGCUGGCCCUGGGAAGUUGGUUCCUGAGGGCCAAAGCUACCCUCUGCAUUUACAGUCACCUCUAAGGAUGGUCCCCCUGGAGGCAUUCAAAGUCGGGGCUAAGAGGACAGGCAGGGAACACUGGGGAGAUGGGGAGACAAGGCCACUGACUUCCUUGCUGAGCACAGUGCUUGAAGAAGCCCAGGGAGGACAGCUGUGAGAAGGCGCCCACUUCCACCUCUGGUGGUCAGUUUGGUUCUUGCAAAGGGGCCCAUACUGGUCCUCCUGUCCACCACCUUCAUUUUGUCCAUACUGAGUUGUGCUUGGCAGGUCAGCAGAACAGCUGUAUCUGGACAGGUUUUCUUUCUUCCAAACGGAGGAGGGUGAGAUCAGCUCCAUCAAGGCCUGUAUUUUCUAUACACAUACCUUCAGGCUAGCCCUGCCUGAUCUGCACCAUCAGCUGGCUCCUGGUCCCUUCCCUUUAUAGUUCUCAUCUUCCAAUCCCAUCUUCCUGGCUCAGGGUCGUUGCCAGUGGACAGAGUGGUGGGCUGGGCUCAUUUUUGAGCUGCCCAUCUUGGGUCUUUUCCCUAUAUCAGAUUCCUGGGGUGGGAUCAUAGUAGCUGUGGGGGAAGAAACACAGGGUCAGUGAGGCCAGCAUGUGAGUUGGUUUGAGGAGGAGGUUAUUAGUGUUUUGGUGGGAGGGAUCCGAGCAAGUGCAAGCUUGGUCAGCAUAGGUGUGAAGAGGCCAUCCUGGGACCUAGGAGAGGAUUAGGCAAAGGCUUAGGCUUCUAAGAAGAGCAGUUGCUGAGAGCUUUGUUACCUCCAUCUGUACCCCAAGAACCUCUGCUGCAAGCAGUGGGCUCUGGGAGGAUGGGGGUUCAUGAUGGGGUUUCCUAAGGUCCUCUCCCAAACUGACUGGGCUGAGUCAGCCAGGGGCAGCGAAAGGGGAGGGCUCUACUUCUGUCCAACCAGCACCAUCCAAAUCUUGGCAUUCCCAACUACCAUGGAAGCCCAGAUAUGCACCAGCAAAGACAUGGAAUAUGGAAGCUGUUCAAGACACACUCAAUUCUCAGCAAGGCAGGGUUUAGUUUAACUGUUUACAGGGGACACAUUCUUCCAGAACCCAGCCUUCUCACCCCCAAAAUAUUUUUUUUCUAUUUAUUAUUUUCUGGAUCUGGCCAGUGGCUCUGGCACUAGAUGCCACUGUGGCCAGAUCUCCAACAGUGCCUUGGACUAUGGACCAUCACGGUCAAAUCAAUAAGGCGGCCCUGGUGCCCAAAGUAGGUAGCGGGGUUGGUCCUUGGUGUUAAAUGAUUAAGCCUGUAUAUAUGUUCCUUGGUUUUGCUUUCCCCAGGAUUCCUGAAACCUUCUUACCCAUUUGGGGGUAAAUUCCUCUAGCUAAUUUGUGUCCACUGUAAAAUUUAUAGUCAACCUCAUAUGACCCUUCUCAACAGUGGCAGCAGCACCAUCUCCCCUGCCCAUGAUGGAUGUAUUUAGGGGAGUAAGAAAAUUCUCCAGGUGGAUGGAGAAGGGUCUGGUCUGGGUUCUCCCCAUACCCCUCCCAUUGCCACCAACUGGGCAGCCAUAACCAUCUCUCUCCACCCUCUACAAGGGACCCCUACCAAACUUCACGGCAAGGCUGCUCUCACCAGCUAUCUCAGAUGACAACUGAGGCUCAUGUACAAAAUCUGCAGUGUCCUUUUUACCUGCACCUUUUUUUAUAAGAAUAUAUUGUAAUACUAAAAAAUAUUAAAUCCAUACCAUCCCUA
Molecule: messenger RNA, 6380 nt
Organism: Marmota monax (woodchuck)
Lineage: Eukaryota; Metazoa; Chordata; Mammalia; Rodentia; Sciuridae
Gene: Daam2
Product: dishevelled associated activator of morphogenesis 2
Exons: 26
Coding region: 332-3658 (1108 amino acids)
Biological process (GO): regulation of non-canonical Wnt signaling pathway; actin cytoskeleton organization; positive regulation of canonical Wnt signaling pathway
Molecular function (GO): actin binding; small GTPase binding
Source: RefSeq, a predicted model, not a curated record